CCAGUUCCUUCCAACCGCGGAAGGCCGCGCGCUGGCGGGGUCCUUGGAUAUCCCGCGGCGGCCGGCCUGGUUUCCCCGCGGUUCCUCCCUUGCUCUUCUCCAGCCGGCGCGGCGAUCCCCUCUUCUUCCUCCACAAUUCAACCUCAGAUUAUUGUAUCUGCACCACCAGUGCGACGUCAAUCGGUGCUGAACGCCUGUGGGCUGCGAAAUCGUUUGGUUUGAUCGAGCAAGAGAACUGGUUCCAGAUCAAUCAAGCAGCUUCCAGCAUGCUCAAAGCUAGAACGGCUUCAAAAUUUUGCAUGAGAAUCGCGUGACAAAAUAUAUAUAUCUCUAUCUAUCUUGUGACUUGGGUUGAACUCUAAAAGCAAUUUUGGGUGAGAGAUCGACACCUGGUUUUGUUGCAAGAACAGAGCUCAAUUGUCUAGUACGAACGAGCGGCGGCCGGCCUAGCAUUUGCAUUGGUCGGCAUUACCAUGCACGAUGGCCGUUCUCACGUCAGCGCUGAGCUCCAUGGAGGUGAUGCUGGACGCGCUCAUGCAGCGAGGGAUAGGCAAGUCGGAAGAACCCAAGCCCAAAGAAGAAGAGGAACCACCGGCGCUGCCCACGCGCCCGACGGGACGAGGCAGACUCCCGGCGCUGCAAAGGCCCGGCGCCGUCGGCACAGCUGCAGCUCCCUGGAUGCACCCGCCGUCCCCGCCAUCCCCGCUACCGCCGCCAACACAGGAAGAGGAUGAGGAGAAAUGCUUGGUGAAUAUGGAGCUGGAAAGAAGGGCGGCCAAGGCAGAGGACGAGGUGAAACAGAAAGAGGAGGAGGUGAGGCAGAAAGAGGAGCUUAUCUCCACUCUGCAACGACAGGUUGUGCACUACGAAUCCCGGCUCUCGGAAUGCGAGGUCAGGAUGAAGUCUGUGGAGGAGGAGCUGCAGAGGCAGAUCACUUCGUUACAGAUGGCUCAGACCGCUGGGGGAAGGAGAGAUGGAUCGACGAGGCACGGCCAGGAAGAAUCAUCUCGCGGAAGCCUUCCGCCGUCGUCUCAGCCGUCAUCGGCGAGGCACCAGCAGCGCGGUUCCGAGCCUGCCGCCGUCGCCGUCGUCGAGUUCGACGCUGCCGAGGAGACGACGACACUGGAGGAGCCGGUAAACCAGCAACUGGCCAGGGAGAUCCAGACGGAGACGGAGGCGUCUGAGCACACCGCGCGCGCGGUGGUCGAGGUGGUUGGGCCGCCGUCUCCUAGCAGCGCCAAGUCGGUGGAGGAGCUCAAGACGCUGAAGCGGCAGUUCGCCGCGUGGAAGAAGGAGUACGAGGCGCGGCUGAAGAAGGCCAAGGCCGAGCUCAAGAGGCUCGCCCAAGCCGAGAAGAAGGGCGGCGGCGGCGACGGACACGCGCACCAGCGGCGGUGCGGGUGGUGGAGGUUCAAAGCGCCCAAGUGCUGCCGGGCGCCCAAGUGCUGUAGCUUCAAGCUGCCGAGCCCCAAAUCGUGCUGCUGCUGCUUCCGCCGUUGAUGCAUCACGCAUAUGCAUGGUUUACUGCCACAGUUGGUUCUUUGCAUGUUCUGGGUUUGACAAAAAAAAAACAAUCAUUGGAAUAUGGGAACAUAGUGACAAACAAGAGAAGUGCUUACUGUUCGCUGAUUUGUUGUGAGAUAAAAACACUGCUAAAUAGCUGGUAGAUUCGGCAGAUAUGCUCAAACGAACUAGCACUGACGCACUGUGAAACUAGCAUAUGAAAAUGAAGCAUUUGUCACUGCUUGAGCUUGAAGCCACCCAUGGACUUCUGGACCUGUCGCUCAUGUGGAAAACAGGACAAUUAUGCAUGACCACUCUCGAUUCAAUCUGUAAAUUGUGCGGAAGAAUAUCACAAGUUGUUUCUCUUUA
Sorghum bicolor (sorghum) is the source of this 1872-nucleotide messenger RNA. RefSeq names its product myosin-2. Bases 481 to 1500 code for a protein of 339 amino acids. The transcript has 4 exons. Lineage: Eukaryota; Viridiplantae; Streptophyta; Magnoliopsida; Poales; Poaceae. The record is from RefSeq and is a predicted model, not a curated record.